AUGACGACUUUAAAUGAUACAGCAUUCUGUGCAUCAGCCAGCCAAACGGAUUUCAUUGGAUUUUGUAUUUUGAUGCCAACCUUUAUGUGUCUGCUGUCCGUGUUCAUCUGUGGCGGAAACCUACUGACGAUAACAGCCGUGUGCAGCACGCGCUCGCUCCAGACGACGCCCAACAUGUACGUCGUGUCUCUGGCCGUCGCCGACCUCAUCGUCGGCUUCAACGUCUUCUUCGAAUCCUUCUGGUACAACGCGCUCACGGAAGGCGACAUCGCCCACUGCAAGUUCUGCUGCUUGUCCAACCUGAGCACGCUCUACACGAGUCUAUUCGCGUCGAUGGCCAGCGUCGUUCUUAUCGCCGUGGACCGCUUCCUCUACAUCUGCUACCCUUUCAAGUACGAGGACCUAGUGACCCAGAGAAAAACUCAAAUCGUUAUCAUUGUCACGUGGAUUAUUUCCCUCAUCCUCGGAACCUUUCCGCUCUACCUCAAUAGCUUUGAUGCCGUCCAGGAAUGUGCACACACUGGUGUGUUGCCAGUCUGGUAUCAGAUCUAUUUUGAGGAACAAGUUUUCGCCUCGGUGUUGAUAUUGUGUCUGGUGUUGUACGCGGGGAUCAUGAAUAUAGCCAGACGCCAACUGAGAUCUAUCCAAGCCACGACUGUCGACCCAGCACACAACAGCGCCGAGGGGAAGAACUGGAAGGUUGUCCGCCUCAUGCUGCUCGUGUGUGGAGGAUUCUUUGUGUGUUGGUGUCCUUACCACGUCAGCGUGGUGAUCAACCACGUGAGCUUCGUCUCGGAGGACGUCAUGGAUGUGCUGUUCCCGCUAGGAAUUCUAAACUCGGGUGUCAACUUUAUUAUAUACGCGCUCAUGAACAGAGACUUCAGGCAAGCGUUCCGGAGACGUGUCUGCUGUUGUAGACGCUUCUGGGAGCACGACUCGUCUGGUGGCGCCACGGCACAAACGACACUCCACUUGAACGGGCUGGUGCACAGUAGCUGA
This is a messenger RNA of Gigantopelta aegis, 999 nucleotides long. Its product is annotated as histamine H2 receptor-like. The coding region runs from base 1 to 999 and encodes 332 amino acids. Gene Ontology annotation, molecular function: neurotransmitter receptor activity; G protein-coupled serotonin receptor activity. Gene Ontology annotation, cellular component: dendrite; membrane. Lineage: Eukaryota; Metazoa; Mollusca; Gastropoda; Neomphalida; Peltospiridae. The transcript has a single exon. Gene Ontology annotation, biological process: G protein-coupled receptor signaling pathway, coupled to cyclic nucleotide second messenger; chemical synaptic transmission. The record is from RefSeq and is a predicted model, not a curated record.